Molecule: messenger RNA, 855 nt
Organism: Caenorhabditis bovis
Lineage: Eukaryota; Metazoa; Nematoda; Chromadorea; Rhabditida; Rhabditidae
Source: the annotation of a GenBank genome assembly
AUGAUUCUCGACGUUCACUUGAUUCUCCAGGCGCUGUCGUUUUCCGCCAUCACCACCACCAUCGCAUUGUUCUUCUGCGGAAUCCCGAUAUGCUUGACGAUUCACCGACAAGGCGGCAUUGGUGAGAUAUCAGAUGUCCCAUUCCUAAUGGGUCUCGUUGGAGGCUCAUUCUGGCUUCGCUAUGGCCUUCUGAAACUCGACUACACUAUGAUCAUUGUGAAUCUGGUUGGAGUCGCAUGCUUCGCUAUCUACUGCCUAUUCUACCUUUACUAUUCUUGGCCGACGAAGUCGUUCGCCAUUAAGCUAGGUCUCGUUUACGCGACGAUCAUCGCGAUGAUCGUCUGGAUCGCGAUUCAUCCGAAUCUCAGCCUCCUCGGCGUCGUCUGCAUGACAUUCAACAUUUUGAAUUUCGGCGCGCCGCUCGCCGGACUUGGUGUCGUGUUGAAGAAUCGCGAGGUCUCGACGCUGCCGUUCCCGAUGUGCGUCGCCAAUUUCCUCGUGUCGAGCCAAUGGUGCUUUUAUGGAUAUCUUGUCAACGACAUCUUCAUUGUGAUUCCAAACGGCAUUGGUGUCCUUCUGGCGGUGCUCCAACUCUCGUUGUUCAUUGUGUUCCCGGCGAAUGAGACGGAAAGAAGUCCACUGGAGAAGGUGGCCGCCUGGUUCGCUGGCCGCGAGCUCGACAUGAUCGACAGCGGCGACAUCGAGUUCGGCAAGCAUGCCAAGUCGAUCGAGAAGAUGACAAUGUUCCCAAGUGUCAGCCAGUUGAACAGUGUCAACAAUCUGAUCAGUCGGCCGCCGUCCUACAAGAGUCGUUCGAGCAGCGUUCCGGACAUCUCGUCGCUCAAUUCCGAAUGA